UUCCCCUUAAACGACAUUUGUGUCCAGCGGAGUUUUAACCCAGUGGAGAAAUUUAGUAUAUACUGACUCUCACAACGCCAGUUGUUUUGGUAGCGCCGCAGGAAGGUGAAGGUGCGCGGCACUCCUCACUGUCACUCCGAACCGAUCCAUGGAAAGUUCAGGAAGGAGGGGAAAAUGGCCGUUUCGACUGGACAGGUGCAGGCGUUUUGGCAUUUGGAGAUGGAACGAAGGGCAUGAGGUAGCAGCGGCUUCCCUGCACAGCCUGGACGUCACAUUCACAUCCAGCUAACGUUGCUCAUGCAGCAGAAUCAAACCUCCAUCCAAUCAGCAAGUGUAUCCAAAAAGGCGAUGAGCGGCACAGGCAAGCAAACAGGUUUGUUCUCUUGGUCACCACCCAACGUUCAGGACCAUCGUGAAUAGCAGAAAGGAAGAUAGAGCUCGUGCUUCAUCCGAGUUAUGUGCACAUCUGACCGCCAGGUUCGUAACCUCUGCCGGGCCGGGCGGGGCCCCGACAUGUUGGAGCAGCUAAUGGAUCUCAGGAAGGUCCAACCAGACAGAAAGAGGGCACUUGUUACGACCAGAUCACAUGUUCCAUGACGGCAGAGAGGCUUUGGUGGUCCGGCUGGAUUCCACGGGGAGGACGGGUUUGGUGGAAUUAUACAGACUGAGAAGCAAGAGUCAAUGAGGAGGCCUGAAGACGUGUAGAAGAUUGUACAGUCUGCUGACAGGCCUCCACCAUGGAUCACUCCGCCUCCAUGAACUUUUCGGUGGUGGAUGAAGGUGAAGUGGAAGACAUGCGCUCUCUCCUCCCACAGAGGAUCCCCCACCCCGCACAGGCCUGCUCUCCCCAACGUGGCAGGCUCCACACGAUCCAAACGUCCACAGACCACACUGUGUGGCUGGAGAGGACGCAGGCCAUGGCCACCACACCUCUGUACAAUGGCCACCUGUACAUCGCGCCCUGUUCCAACCGCAGAGGAGACAAAGCUCGAGCCAAAGACAAGAGGUGUGAGAGGAAACCCGGAGGAUGCAAACAAACCGCUGCACGCAACCGUCAGUGCAAAGCCAAACCCCCUCACAGGGUCCAGGAGAGCCUCGGCUCCUUCACAGAUGUCCAAAGGUCCCCGUGCGCGUCCCCAGCCAAGUGCAGGUGUCGCUCCGAGCUGGAGAAACGGGCUCGGCAGAAGCCGCUCAACCUCUCCAUGGAAAUGCACGACAGACACAGCCUUCCUGAGAUCAUCAUCACCAGUAAAGACGACGAUGAGUCCCACAGCGAAGCGCAUCAAGACCCCAGUUUGUCUAAAGCCAAAGGGCACCUGCCCGGCUUGGAAGGCUCAAUGGUGGUGGGCAGCGGCCCGAUCCCCCUGGAUAGUCCAGAGGAGGACGAUAAAGACGACAGGUACUGGAAGACCCACAACAUUGGCUGGAGGCUGGUCCGCCGGAGGGCCCUGUUUCUCAGGAGGCAGCAGCUGAACGACUGCGCUGUGUCGGUGGGAAUGUUUGGAGUGUUGAUGAUGGUCAUGGAGACGGAGCUUUCCUGGAGCGUCUACAGCAAGAGUUCCAUCUACUCGCUGGGGCUAAAGUCCAUCAUCAGUUUGUCUACCAUCAUCCUCCUCGGCUUCAUCAUUGCGUACCACUGCUGUGAAGUUCAGCUGUAUGUCCAUGACAUUGGUGCCGAGGACUGGCGGAUCGCGCUGACGUCAGAGCGCCUGGCGCUGAUCGCGGUGGAGCUGGCCGUGGUGGCCAUCCAUCCCUACCCAGUGGGUCUGCUGGAGUACUUUGAGCAUUCCAACUCUCAGGAAGCUAUAACAGAGACGGAGCUGGAGAUCGUCCUGGCGCUGCCCAUGUUCCUCAGGCUCUAUCUGCUGGGCCGAGCCAUGAUGCUGCACAGCCGCCUCUUCACCGACACGGCCUCUCGCAGCAUCGGGGCGCUGAACAAGAUCCACUUCAACACCAGAUUCGUGGGCAAGACGCUGAUGACCACGUACCCAGGCACGGUACUGAUGAUGUUCAGUGUGUCUCUGUGGGUGGUGGCCGCCUGGGGCUUACACGUGUGCGAGAGGUACGUGGAGUUGAGCCGCAGCACGAGUGUCGAGUCCAAUGUUCUCUGGUCCCUCCGCUCCUGCAGGCACCACAACUACAGAGACCUGAGCAGCAACUACAUGGAGGCUCUGUGGAUGGUCUCCGUCACCUUUCUGUCCAUCGGCUACGGAGACGUGGUCCCUCACACCUACUGUGGCCGCAGCAUCUGCCUGCUCACUGGGAUCAUGGGAGCUGGCUGCACCGUGCUGGUGGUGGCGGUCGUGGCCAGGAAGUUGGAGUUGACUCGAGCAGAGAAACACGUGCACAACUUCAUGAUGGACUCGCACAUUUCCAAGAGGAUAAAAAUCGCCGCAGCGAAUGUGCUGAGGGAGACUUGGCUCAUCUACAAACACACCAAACUGUCCCGGGAGAGGGAUCACACCCGCGUCCGGAUGCACCAGAGGAAGCUGCUGCUGGCCAUCCACCAACUCCGGCGAGUGAAGAUGGAGAAGAGGAUUCUGGCAGAUCAAGGAAACACACUUGUGGAUCUCUGCAAGAUGCAGAACCUGAUGUACGACGUCCUGUCUGAGGUCCAGAGCUGCAGAGGAGAGCUGGACUGUCACAUCCACGUCCUGGAGAAGCACGUGGAGGAGCUGAGGGAGGGCUUCAGGAGCCUGAUGCCCCUGCUGUCCAGCACACUGUCCACCCAGAACUCCUCCAUCAGACACCUCCUCAGGGAGAGGGAGGUGAAGGCCGAGACUGGCGCCGCUGACGGCUAGAGGCGGCCGGUCGAUCUGGGACUAAAAAAAGUGUAGAAUGAAAACAUUAGCUUUUGAAUAGAAACAUCCCAAAUUGUUUUUCAUUUUUAUGAAUCUUACAUACCACGAUGAUCAAUUUCAACUGCUAAUCUGGUGACGGGUGUCACAGUUGCAGCUCAUGAAGCCAUUGAUAUUAGUGGGCAAAAGCAGAAGGUGACCUCAACUCACCCGACACACACGGCUAGGAUAAACUGUUUAGGACCAUCACUGUAGCACGCUUGAGAUGGCUGACCACAACCUCUUCAGUGCUCAAGAGGUGCUGUUCCAGUCGAUAUCACACAGAGGUCAAAGACGUGAGAUUUCACAUCCAUGGUUAAUACUUUUCUGUAAAUAACACGGCACGACUCGGAAGGUGUAGA
Messenger RNA from Synchiropus splendidus (mandarinfish), 3199 nucleotides. RefSeq names its product small conductance calcium-activated potassium channel protein 1-like. The transcript has 12 exons. Gene Ontology annotation, biological process: potassium ion transmembrane transport. The record is from RefSeq and is a predicted model, not a curated record. Gene Ontology annotation, cellular component: neuronal cell body; neuron projection; plasma membrane. NCBI's taxonomy places the organism in Eukaryota, Metazoa, Chordata, Actinopteri, Syngnathiformes, Callionymidae. Gene Ontology annotation, molecular function: small conductance calcium-activated potassium channel activity; calmodulin binding. The coding region runs from base 738 to 2801 and encodes 687 amino acids.